Molecule: messenger RNA, 3227 nt
Organism: Epinephelus moara (kelp grouper)
Lineage: Eukaryota; Metazoa; Chordata; Actinopteri; Perciformes; Serranidae
Gene: tlr7
Product: toll-like receptor 7
Exons: 2
Coding region: 1-3177 (1058 amino acids)
Biological process (GO): toll-like receptor signaling pathway; positive regulation of interleukin-6 production; canonical NF-kappaB signal transduction
Cellular component (GO): plasma membrane
Molecular function (GO): pattern recognition receptor activity; protein binding
Source: RefSeq, a predicted model, not a curated record
AUGUUCUUCCACCAGGCGAGUAUUUAUGUGGCGCUCCUGGGCCUGUGGUGUUGCCUCUCCACAUCAACAGCUAGCGUUUCUUACCCCAAAACCCUGCCAUGUGAUGUCAGCGAGGCCAACAACGGGAGCAUGGUGACGGUAGACUGCACAGAGAGGAGCCUCAAAGACAUCCCCCGUGGCAUCCCCAGAGACACUACCAACCUGACGCUCACCAUCAACCAUAUUCCUAAAUUAAACUCCACCUCCUUUCGCGGUCUGGAAAACCUGACUGAGAUUGACAUGAGGUGCAACUGUGUGCCCAUUAAAAUUGGGCCCAAGGACCGCAUGUGCAAUGAGAGUGUGACAAUAGAGGAAAACACCUUUACCAGCCUGACGAACCUGCGAGCACUGUAUCUAGAUGGUAAUCAGCUCUCUAGUAUACCAAAAGGCCUGCCUCCAAAUCUGAUCCUGCUGAGUUUGGAAGUGAAUCACAUUUAUAACAUUUCUAAAGCAAACCUCUCUGACAUCAGAAAUAUUGAGGUGCUUUACCUCGGUCAAAACUGCUAUUACCGUAACCCAUGUGAUAAUAACUAUACUAUAGAGGACGAUGCAUUUUUACAGCUUAACAAUUUAAAACUGUUGAGUCUUAAAUCAAACAACUUAUCCUUUAUUCCACAUCAGCUUCCCACAAGUCUGAAGGAAUUGUACCUUUACAACAACAAAAUCCAAGAAGUUACUGACGAGGAUUUCAAAAACUUAACUAACCUUGAGAUUCUAGAUAUUAGCGGAAACUGUCCUAGAUGUUACAACGCUCCUUUCCCAUGCAUCCCGUGCCCAAAUGAUUCCCCCAUGAAAAUCAGCAGGGAUGCUUUUAAAAUGUUGACACAACUAAAGACGCUCCGCCUGCACAGCAACUCCCUGACAUACGUGCUGCCUAAGUGGUUCAUCAACAUGUCAGACCUGAGAGUUCUCGAUCUCUCGUCAAACUUUUUAGCAACAGAUAUAGGAUACACAAUCUUCCCACAAUUCCUGGGCAAACUGGAAGAACUGGAUAUUUCAUUUAACUACGAGCUUCAAAGGUACCCUCAAACGCUGAGGCUGAGCUGCAGUUUCUCCUUACUCAAAUCCCUUCGAAUUCUCAGACUAAAGGGCUAUGUGUUUCAGCAGCUGAAGCCAGAGAGCAUUGCUCCUUUGAUAAAGCUCACAAAGCUGGAGGUUGUAGAUCUGGGGACAAACUUUAUUAAAAUGGCAAACCUCAGUAUUCUGAUGGAGUUAAAGAGCUUUCAAAUAAUCAGCCUGUCUGACAACAAAAUAUCCUCCCCCUCUGACAGCCAAGAUGCUGUUGGUUUCUCUGGGGGAGAGCCCUUGCACUGGUCUCCCAUGUCGGCUGCAGCUCAGUACGGAAAUAAGGAAGUGAGAGAGAUUCACUACUUCAGAUAUGAUGAAUAUGCACGCAGCUGCAAGUACAAAUACAAAGAACUUGGAACUGUCACAUCCUUUGUCAACAAGAAAUGCAGUGAGUUUGGAAAAACCCUGGAUGUGAGCAGGAACAACAUAUUCUUCUUGCAUUCGAGAUUUUUAAACCUAACAGAGCUGAGAUGCCUCAAUCUGUCUGGAAAUGCAAUGAGCCAAAGCCUUAAUGGCUCUGAAUUUACUUAUCUGACUAAUUUAAAAUAUUUAGACUUCUCCUGGAAUCGGCUGGACCUGCUCUACUCAACUGCGUUUCAAGAGCUGAAAAAUCUAGUUGUCUUGGAUAUAAGUAACAACAACCAUUACUUUGAGUCCGAGGGCUUGACUCACAUGCUUAACUUCACUAGCAAUUUGAAAAAGCUCAAGAUAUUGCGCAUGAACCACAACAAGAUCUCUACUUCCACCAAUACAGAGCUGGAGAGUCAAUCUCUAGAGAGGUUAGAGUUCAGAGAUAACCGGUUAGAUAUGUUGUGGAGAGACGGGGACACCAGGUAUAUCAAUUAUUUUAAGAAAUUGAUUAAUCUGUCUGUCCUUGACAUCUCUCAUAACAACCUCAAUUUCAUUCCGCCGGGAGUGUUCAGCGGUCUGCCGGACAAACUGUCUGAGCUCUACAUCAAAAACAACAAACUAAAAGAUGGAUCCUUUGAUUGGAAGAAACUACAACUUAUACAGUCUUUGGAGGUCUUAGAUCUCAGUGGCAACAUCUUAACUACUGUUCCAGCCAUGCUGUCAACAACCUGUCCCAAAUCUCUCAAAAAGCUCCUUUUACAGAAAAACCAGAUUGUGGAACUCACCCCAGAUUUCCUUAAGGAUGCCUUCCACUUAAAACAUCUUGAUCUUAGUUUUAAUCACAUACAACACAUUGUCCAAUCUAGCUUUCCAGAUGAUGUCAUGGAUCAGAUGGACAUGCUGCUUCUGCACAACAACCCAUUCCUGUGCACUUGCAACGCCACUUGGUUUAUCAAGUGGCUCAACAGCACCACAGUCACCAUCCCUAAACUGGCCACGGAUGUUACUUGCGCUAGUCCAGAGGCGCAAAAAGGUAAUCUUGUGAUCUCGGUGGACCUGUUGGCCUGCCAGUACAACUAUCUGUCAAUCAUCCUCUACACCCUCAUGACUACCCUUGUCCUCAGCUUCCUCACCCUGUCAAUCUCCAGCCAUCUCUUCCUGUGGGACGUCUGGUACAUCUACCACUUCUGCAGGGCAAAGCUCAAAGGUUACGGCCGCCUGUAUUCCCAAAGCUCAGCCUAUGAUGCCUUUGUGAUAUACGACAAGGAGGAUGCUGCAGUGUCAGAGUGGGUGAUGAAGGAAAUGUGCCCUCAUCUUGAGGACAGCGGAGACCGUCAGCUCACAUUGUGUCUAGAGGAACGGGACUGGAUUCCCGGAUGCCCCCUGAUCGACAACCUCUCCAGGAGCAUCAACAACAGCAAGAGGACCGUGUUCAUUCUCACCAACAGAUAUCUCAAAAGCGGCAACUUCAAGACGGCUUUCUACAUGGCCCACCAAAGGCUAAUGGAUGAAAAAGAUGACGUUAUCGUAUUGAUCUUCUUGGAGAAAGUACCUUGCAAUUCAAAGUACCUGAGAUUACGGAAGAGACUGUACAAGCGCUCUGUGCUGGAUUGGCCAACAAACCCUCAAUCCCAUUUGUACUUCUGGUUCAGCCUAAGAAGUGUAUUAGCAACUGAGAGUCACAAACAAUACAACAACCUCUUCAAAGAAACACUGUAAUGACAAUGAACUGUCAUACUUAGUUCCUCCUUUCUUUAGCACUGCUCUAA